AUGCAGGCGCAACAACAACCCCAGCAUCACAUCGGAACUGCUAAUGUAAUACUCAAAAUGAACGAUAUUCAACUCUCUUCUGUCGGUCUCCUGGAUUUGGCUCACAGAGAAUAUCAAGCUGGGGAAUAUGAAAAUGCUGAAAGGCAUUGCAUGCAGCUAUGGAGGCAAGAGCCGAAUAAUACAGGAGUCCUUUUACUUCUCUCUUCGAUACAUUUUCAAUGUCGUCGUUUAGAUAAAUCUGCACACUUUAGUACUUUGGCAAUUAAGCAGAAUCCUUUAUUGGCAGAAGCAUACAGUAAUCUUGGCAAUGUUUACAAAGAAAGAGGUCAACUACAGGAAGCUUUAGAAAAUUACAGGCAUGCAGUGAGAUUAAAACCUGAUUUCAUAGAUGGUUAUAUUAAUUUAGCAGCAGCACUCGUCGCUGCUGGCGAUAUGGAACAAGCAGUGCAAGCAUAUGUCACUGCUUUACAAUAUAAUCCAGAUUUGUAUUGUGUUAGAAGUGACCUUGGAAAUCUUUUAAAAGCAUUAGGAAGAUUAGAUGAAGCAAAAGCUUGCUAUUUAAAAGCCAUUGAAACGUAUUCGGAUUUUGCCGUUGCCUGGAGUAAUUUGGGAUGCGUAUUCAACGCGACUGGAGAAAUUUGGUUGGCCAUACAUCAUUUCGAAAAGGCCGUGGCUUUGGAUCCGAAUUUUCUAGAUGCUUACAUCAAUUUGGGAAAUGUGUUGAAAGAGGCCAGGAUUUUCGAUAGGGCCGUUGCCGCAUACCUGAGAGCUCUCAACCUUAGUCCGAACAAUGCUGUCGUUCAUGGAAAUUUAGCAUGCGUUUACUACGAACAAGGUCUCAUCGAUUUGGCCAUCGAUACUUACCGGAGAGCUAUAGAACUUCAACCCAAUUUUCCAGAUGCUUAUUGUAACCUGGCGAAUGCCCUCAAGGAAAAAGGACAAGUGCCGGAAGCGGAAGAUUGUUACAACACGGCUUUGCGACUGUGUCCAACUCACGCGGAUUCCCUCAACAAUCUUGCCAAUAUCAAACGAGAGCAAGGUUAUGUGGAAGAAGCGACGAGAUUGUACCUCAAAGCUUUGGAAGUUUUUCCAGAGUUUGCCGCCGCUCAUUCUAAUUUGGCAUCGGUUUUGCAGCAACAGGGAAAACUCACGGAUGCGCUGUUGCAUUACAAAGAGGCCAUCAGGAUUCAACCGACUUUUGCCGACGCGUAUAGCAACAUGGGAAACACUCUCAAAGAAAUGCAAGACAUUCAGGGAGCGCUGCAAUGUUACACGCGAGCCAUUCAAAUCAAUCCCGGAUUCGCGGAUGCUCACAGCAAUUUGGCAUCCAUUCAUAAAGAUUCCGGGAACACGACGGAGGCCAUACAGUCGUAUCGCACUGCUUUGAAAUUAAAACCUGAUUUUCCCGAUGCCUAUUGCAACUUGGCUCACUGUCUCCAAAUCGUAUGCGAUUGGACGGAUUACGAAGCUCGAAUGAAAAAACUCGUGAGCAUAGUUGCCGAACAAUUGGAAAAGAAUCGUUUGCCUUCGGUUCACCCUCAUCAUUCCAUGUUGUAUCCCCUUUCGCACGAAUAUCGGAAAGCUAUUGCGGCCAGGCACGCGAACCUGUGCAUAGAAAAGAUUCACGUUCUUCACAAGCCUCCCUACAAAUGCACUAAAGAAAACAACGCCAGGUUGCGAAUAGGUUACGUAUCGAGCGAUUUCGGAAAUCAUCCCACGUCUCAUUUGAUGCAGUCUAUUCCAGGUUUACACGAUAAAAAUAAAGUUGAAGUUUUUUGUUACGCUUUAAGUCCGGAUGACGGUACGACUUUCAGAGCGAAAAUCUCUAGGGAAGCUCAUCAUUUCGUCGAUUUGUCACAGAUUCCGUGCAACGGAAAAGCUGCGGAUCGAAUUCACGCUGACGGAAUACAAAUAUUGGUCAACAUGAACGGAUACACGAAAGGAGCAAGAAACGAAAUAUUCGCUCUAAGACCGGCACCCAUUCAGGUUAUGUGGUUGGGUUAUCCCGGUACGUCCGGAGCAUCAUUUAUGGAUUAUUUGAUAACCGACGUCGUGACAUCACCGUUGGAAUUGGCUCAUCAGUACAGCGAAAAAUUGGCUUACAUGCCGCACACGUAUUUCAUCGGAGAUCACAAGCAAAUGUUUCCGCAUUUGAAAGCUCGAGUCAUUCUGGCGGAUAAAAACACGUCUAAAAAAGAUCUUGCGGACAACGUCGCCGUCAUAAACGCCACGGAUUUAUCUCCGAUAAUAGAACACACGGAAAUCAAAGAAAUAAGAGAAUUGGUGGCGACGGAAACCGAACCGAAAUUAGAAAUCUCACUCAAGGUAGCCGAACUCCCGACGACGACUCCCAUCGAAAACAUGAUAGCUUCGGGACAAAUUCAAACUUCCGUUAACGGCAUCGUCGUUCAAAACGGUUUGGCUACGAAUCAAACCAACAACAAAGCGGCAACCGGAGAAGAAGUGCCACAGAGCAUUGUCAUCACGACGAGGCAACAGUACAAUCUUCCCGACGAUGCUGUCGUUUAUUGUAAUUUUAAUCAAUUGUACAAAAUCGAUCCGAUAACUUUACAAAUGUGGAUGAAUAUAUUGAAACACGUGCCAAACGCGAUUCUUUGGCUUUUGAGAUUUCCCGCGGUGGGGGAAAGCAACAUACACGCGACGGCUCAACAAUUAGGAGUCAGUCCGGCGAGAAUACUCUUCAGCAACGUGGCCGCGAAAGAAGAACACGUGAGACGGGGUCAAUUAGCUGACGUUUGCCUGGAUACGCCACUUUGCAACGGGCACACCACGAGCAUGGACGUACUGUGGACGGGAACGCCCGUCGUAACUCUUCCAGGAGAAACUUUGGCUUCACGCGUUGCAGCAUCUCAGUUGGCAACACUCGGUUGUCCGGAAUUGAUAGCAAGAUCGAGACAAGAUUAUCAGGACAUAGCCAUAAGAUUGGGAACGGAUAGAGAAUAUUUGAGAGCCAUAAGAGCCAAAGUUUGGUCGGCGAGAACGGAAAGUCCGCUGUUCGAUUGCAAAAAAUACGCGGAAGGAAUGGAAGAAUUGUUUCAAAAAAUGUGGGAAAGAUACGCUCGGGGUGAAAAACCCGAUCACAUCGAUUGUUCUGCCCAAAAAUAA
This is a messenger RNA of Pediculus humanus corporis (human body louse), 3126 nucleotides long. Its product is annotated as UDP-N-acetylglucosamine--peptide N-acetylglucosaminyltransferase, putative. NCBI's taxonomy places the organism in Eukaryota, Metazoa, Arthropoda, Insecta, Psocodea, Pediculidae. The record is from RefSeq and is a predicted model, not a curated record. Gene Ontology annotation, biological process: protein O-linked glycosylation. The transcript has 13 exons. Gene Ontology annotation, molecular function: protein N-acetylglucosaminyltransferase activity; protein binding. The coding region runs from base 1 to 3126 and encodes 1041 amino acids.